AUGAAGAUUGUCAACACGGACAGUAUACGUCAGGCUGUGAGUUACGAGGCUACGUUAUCGGUCAUGAGAUACCGCACUUUCCCAUUACUUCUGGAGACCUUCCUCUACGCUCUCUAUGCAGCUUCAAGCGCAUACUUCAUACAGAGCCGAUGGAUCAACAGAAAGACAACCCAUCUGACACCAUUCAUGCUGUGGGUAACCGUCACAAUGUUCACUUUGUUUUCAGCAUACUGGGCAAUCGACGUGUAUCUUCUCUGGCUGGAGAUGUAUCGUUAUCUUCCUCUCCAGUCCGAGCCGAUAGAUCCGAAUGCGCAGUACCUCGACGGCCUGUACAUCCCAUGGUCUGUGGCAUACUACGCGCAGCAACCACUGCAGUUCACCAUGCUUGUACUCGGGGAUACGGUCUCGAUUUGGCGGGCAUAUGUCAUUUGGGGACGACCUCGAUGGCUCUUCCUUCUCUUCACCGGCCUUUACACUCUGGUUCUCAUCGCAGGUCGACCUGGGCCACAGUCAAUUGACGACAACUUCGGUCAUCGCAUCUACCGAGACGCGCAUAUAAGCGCCAACGUCGUGACGAUGGCUGCGCAAGUACUCGCAACGGCAUUCAUCGUAUAUAAGGCAUGGGAAUGCUGGAAGGAUGUCCGCAAACUCUCAUCUCAAUUACGACUGAGAUACAGUCUCGCAAUCCUUGCUGUGAUUAUAGAGUCUGGAGCCAUCUAUAUGGCGUUGCUGGUCUGGUACGGCGUUCUCGACGUGAGCACCGGCUAUCGACAAGACAACCUGUUGAUGGCCACGACGUUCUACUAUAUGACACCCCUCAUAGCCAUGUACCCCAACUUGGUGGUUAUUCUUGUAGCGACCCGCCGCUCGGUUCUCGAACGCAGCAUCGACCGUGCAAUGGACACCCCGACGUUCUUGGAUGCGCCGAGUGAACGGGGUAACAAUAGCCCUCACAUGUUCAAACAUCGACUGGGAAGCGAAGAUGAUGAACCCGGUCGUGGAAAUGAUCCCCGAGGCCAACCCGAGGUAUGA
Molecule: messenger RNA, 1032 nt
Organism: Peniophora sp. CBMAI 1063
Lineage: Eukaryota; Fungi; Basidiomycota; Agaricomycetes; Russulales; Peniophoraceae
Source: the annotation of a GenBank genome assembly